AUGUGCAAGACACUUAACUCUCUCUUAUCUAUCUAUCUAUCUAUCUAUCUAUCUAUCUAUCUAUCUGUCUGUCUGUCUGUCUGUCUAUCUUUAAUAUCUGUCUUAUCUAUCCAUAUGUGCAAGACAAUUAAUAAAUCUUAUCUAUCUAUCUAUCUAUCUAUCUAUCUAUCUAUCUAUCUAUCUAUCUAUCUCUGCCUGUCUGUCUGUAAACCAGUUUAUCUUCGAAUAACACACUUAACUCUCUCUUAUCUAUCUAUCUAUCUAUCUAUCUAUCUAUCUAUCUAUCUGUCUGUCUGUCUGUCUAUCUGUCUACAAUUAACUCUCUCUUAUCUAUCUAUCUAUCUAUCUAUAUGUCUGUCCACACUUAACUCUCUCUUAUCUGUAUCUAUCUAUCUAUCUAUCUAUCUAUCUGUCUGUCUGUCUGUCUGUAAACCAGUUUAUCUUCGAAUAACGUCAGUUUAUCUGUCUUAUCUAUCUAUAUUCAAGAAUAACUCUCUCUUAUCUAUCUAUUGCUAUUUAUCUAUCUAUAUUUUUAAUAUCUAUCUAUCUAUAUAUAUAUAUGCAAGACAGUUAAUGUUUCACUCUUGUCUAUAUCGCACUCUUAUCUAUCUAUCUAUCUAUCUAUCUAUCUAUCUAUCCUUGCAAUUAUUAUCUAUCUUAUCUAUCUAUCUAGGCAAUUUAAUAUCUAUCUCUCAUCUAUCUCGCAAACUUAUGUAUCUCUGCAAGCCAGUAAAAAUAUCUAUCUAUCUAUCUAUCUAUCUAUCUAUCUAUCUAUCUAUCUGUCUGUCUGUCUCUAUCUAUCUACGCAAAUCAGUUAAUAUCUAUCUCACUUAUCUAUCCAUCUCUGCAAGACCGUUAAUAUCUAUCUAUCUAUCUAUCUAUCUAUCUAUCUAUCUGUGCAAGAGGACAGUUAAUAUCUAUCUAUCUAUCUAUCUAUCUAUCUAUCUAUCUAUCUAUCUAUCUAUCUGUGCAAGAGGAAGAUAUGUUAAGGAGGUGAAUUGGCCUGAGGAGACGUUCAAAGUAAUCUAUCUCUAUGUCUUAGCCUUUCCACUAUCUAUCUAUCUAUCUAUCUAUCUAUCUAUCUAUCUAUCUAUCUAUCUAUCUAUCUCUGUUCAUUAUGUGACUGUUCUCAUGCAAGGACUCCUGUGGAUGUUGUCCUAG
Acanthosepion pharaonis is the source of this 1161-nucleotide messenger RNA. NCBI's taxonomy places the organism in Eukaryota, Metazoa, Mollusca, Cephalopoda, Sepiida, Sepiidae. The record is from the annotation of a GenBank genome assembly.